This is a messenger RNA of Danaus chrysippus (African queen), 699 nucleotides long. Lineage: Eukaryota; Metazoa; Arthropoda; Insecta; Lepidoptera; Nymphalidae. The record is from the annotation of a GenBank genome assembly.
AUGGAUAUACAAAACAUAGAAACUGUUAUUGAGGAAUCGAAACAGGUCAUUGAGGAAUGCUUUAAUUUGUUCAAAUUAGACGAAGUAUUUUUAUGCUUCAAUGGUGGCAAGGACUGCACAGUGUUGUUGGAUCUCACAAUUAGUGUACUCAAAACUAAAUUUAAAACAAAUGACGUAGCUAAAGGCUUAAAGGUUGUGUACAUACAGACUAAGGGGCCGUUUAUAGAAAUAGAAGAAUUCGUUAAGGAAAUAGAAUUAUACUAUGGAAUCGAAAUAGUAGUGAUGGGAGGUGAACUUAAGGCGACCUUACAAAGGAUAUUGGAAAGUGAUAAACGUGUUAAAGCUGGUUUAAUGGGAACAAGAAGAACCGAUCCUCAUAGUGAAAAAUUAGUCUUUAUGCAGAAAACAGAUCCAAAUUGGCCUCAAAUGAUGCGAGUAUUCCCACUACUUAACUGGAGUUACCAUCAAAUAUGGAGUUACAUAUUACAAAGAAAAGUGCCUUAUUGUAAACUAUAUGAUAGAGGGUACACAUCUAUAGGUAGUAUUUACAAUACGUUACCAAACAAAUCAUUAGCUUUUACUGAUAAUGGAAGGACAAUGUAUCAUCCGGCGUGGAUGUUGGCUGAUGCAGAGCUAGAAAGGGCUGGAAGAGGUCCUACUAAUGGACACAUUAACACAGAAAAUCAAAUAGAUCAAUGA